Prosopis cineraria is the source of this 1075-nucleotide messenger RNA. RefSeq lists its product as uncharacterized. The record is from RefSeq and is a predicted model, not a curated record. Gene Ontology annotation, biological process: translation; negative regulation of translation. The transcript has 6 exons. Gene Ontology annotation, molecular function: structural constituent of ribosome; mRNA binding. Gene Ontology annotation, cellular component: mitochondrial large ribosomal subunit; ribosome. NCBI's taxonomy places the organism in Eukaryota, Viridiplantae, Streptophyta, Magnoliopsida, Fabales, Fabaceae. The coding region runs from base 186 to 800 and encodes 204 amino acids.
AAACUAAUCCCCAACAAAACCACAAUCUCUUCUGGCAGUAGAAAAAGCAAUCCAUUUUCCUUCGUCGACGAAGCAUUCCACACUUGGUCGAGCUCGCCGUCGGACGCCGUCCACCGUUGCCAUCCCAUUGUGGUUGUUCUCCGGCAAGUACUGAAGAAGAUUGACAGAAGACACUGAGAAGCUAAAUGGCAACUCAAGCAGCUACCACUUUUAGUGGCAACAUGAAGAAAGCACUAGCUGGACUUAGACGUAUUAAUCUUGAAGGGCUGCGAUGGAAGGUUUUUGAUGCCAAAGGCCAGGUCCUUGGGAGGUUAGCAUCUCAAAUAGCUACUGUAGUUCAGGGAAAGGAUAAGCCAACAUAUGCACCUAAUCGUGAUGAUGGAGAUAUGUGUGUUGUGCUUAACGCAAAGGAUGUUUGUGUGACUGGAAGAAAACUUACACACAAGUUCUAUCGCUGGCAUACUGGGUAUGUGGGCCACCUCAAGGAAAGGAGUCUAAAGGACCAGUUAGCCAAAGACCCUACAGAAGUUAUUCGCAAAGCUGUUCUACGCAUGCUGCCUAGAAACAAACUGCGUGAUGAUAGGGAUCGAAAACUGAGGAUCUUUGCUGGUAGCGAGCAUCCUUUUGGUGACAGGCCCCUUGAACCUUAUGUGAUGCCUCCUAGGAAUGUACGAGAAAUGCGGCCAAGAGCAAGGCGUGCGAUGAUCCGUGCUCAAAAGAAGGCUGAGCAGCAACAACAGAGUACAGGUGAAACAAGGAAAGGCAAAAAGAGAGAAGCCUCAGGAGAAGUGAAUGCUUGAAUAAAUGUUAUCGUGGUUGAGGGAAUUUUUUCUGACCUUUGGAAAGCUAUCUGUUUCUCUUUUCUAGCAAAUUAUUUCAUGUCAUAUGAAAUUGGUUCCGAAGUCUUUACAGGCAUGAAAGCUUAGUUAAGAAACAAUGGAAGCAUGCAUGACAAGAAGCAUGUAACGUAGUUAGAGGAAUUUUGUGCAAUGCCUGAAACACUACGAGUUAGUCCAAUUUAUUCCAAUUAGUCACUCGAAAAGCUUAGAUGGAUUGUAGUUUGAGUUCUGUGUAA